Spea bombifrons (plains spadefoot toad) is the source of this 464-nucleotide messenger RNA. RefSeq names its product serine protease inhibitor Kazal-type 1-like. The coding region runs from base 98 to 349 and encodes 83 amino acids. The record is from RefSeq and is a predicted model, not a curated record. The transcript is spliced from 4 exons. Lineage: Eukaryota; Metazoa; Chordata; Amphibia; Anura; Pelobatidae. Gene Ontology annotation, molecular function: serine-type endopeptidase inhibitor activity; protein binding.
UUAGAGCAUUGGACAAAGUGGACUAUAUACAAGCUGUUUAAGAUGUUUUCUCAGAUGCAUAUUGGUAUUACAGGAAAAGUGAAGCUAAGUUAAAAACAUGAAGUGUGUUGUGAGCAUUGCAUUGGUGGCAGUGGUACUUCUCACUGUAUUUUCAGAAUAUGGGAAAGCAGCCACUGAGCCUAAGGGUGCAAGAGAGCCAAUUUGUGAUUCAACUAUGCAUCGCUGCACGAAAAUUUAUAAUCCAGUCUGUGGCACUGAUGGAGUUACUUAUUCAAACGAAUGCCUGCUCUGUGAGGAAAACCUGAAAAGGAACAUUCAUACUCGCGUUGUCAAAGAUGGAAAAUGCUGAAGAAAAUUGUUUACAUUUUUCCUGCUAAGACAAAAAAACCAAUUGAUCUUACUCGUAAGAUGAAUCAAAUUUCCACCAAACAGAAGAAAUAAAAUGUGUAAUUUUUAUGGUGUAA